GAACUUGUUUCAGAUUUCCCCACCAGAGGUGGUAUUUCAGAACUUUGUCACCCAUGAGGUCUCUGAAAUGGUGCUGUCUAUCAUGAAUAAGGACAAGUUUCCUCAGGUGGUGAAGGUCUCCAUGGAGAGCUCGCCUUACUUCCAGCUCACGUGCUCCAACGACGCGUACCGUGUCGUGCUGCCGGGCGCGUCCGCCCCCGUGCGCAUCCGCUUCACCCCCGAGGAGAACAAGGAUUAUUCCCACCAGCUCGUCUGCAUGACUGAAAGCGAAAGGAUAGUUGUGCCAAUUCGGGCCAUUGGUGGCCGAACUAUCCUGACCUUCCCUGACCAGCUGGACUUCUCGGCCUGUCCGGUCAAGUACAGCACCCAGAAGACUCUGCUGGUUCGCAAUGUCGGUAACCGGGCAGCUCAUUACCAGCUGAGCACCCAGAGUCCUUUCUCCGUGGUUCCGACCACGGGAACUCUGGGCGCUGGCGACAGCAUGCGGGUGACAGUGGGAUUUCACCCGCUGACGACCGGUGACCAUUCCGGGUGGCUGUGCUGCAACACCGGUGAAGAAACUAUCCACACAGAGCUCCACGGAGAAGCUGGAGCUGUCCGUGUUGGGUUGAGCACAAAUUUCGUGGAGGUUGAGACGACUUUCAUCACCAUGUCCAACCACGCAACCAUGUUCAUUAAAAACAGGAGUAACGUCACAGCCCACUUCCAGUGGAAGGCUUUUCCUACUGAGGAAGAGGAGAAUAAAGAGAAGAGGAGGUUGGUCUGACAGAUCCAUUUCAGUGAGAUACACGGCCCACGGCUAAAACUGACGUGUGGCCUCAGGGGGGUGUUGGUGCUUUUGAGUGCUUUAGGCCAAGGAAACCAUGCCUGGCUCUCAGGUGUGUGUCCCUGCUGGCUUCAGGAGCUCAGCACUUAGCAUUCCAGUUCCACUUCUACUCCAACCAAGGAUGGCAUUUUGGCAAGGAAAGGUUGGUUGCAAUGACUGGAUUUCCUCAAGUUCUCAUUGGGCUUUUGCCUCUCUGAUCUUCUUCCUCCAUGGCCUGGCAACAUCCUUCAACAGCUCACCCUCUUUCCAAAGGUGAUACACCCUCUUUUUUUCCCUUAGUUCCUUCAGAAGCUCC
This is a messenger RNA of Vidua macroura (Pin-tailed whydah), 1121 nucleotides long. Its product is annotated as hydrocephalus-inducing protein homolog. The transcript has 5 exons. Gene Ontology annotation, biological process: axonemal central apparatus assembly; cilium movement. NCBI's taxonomy places the organism in Eukaryota, Metazoa, Chordata, Aves, Passeriformes, Viduidae. The record is from RefSeq and is a predicted model, not a curated record. The coding region runs from base 68 to 766 and encodes 232 amino acids. Gene Ontology annotation, cellular component: axoneme.